This is a messenger RNA of Notothenia coriiceps (black rockcod), 2158 nucleotides long. It is a transcript of the gene svbp, whose product is annotated as small vasohibin binding protein. Lineage: Eukaryota; Metazoa; Chordata; Actinopteri; Perciformes; Nototheniidae. The record is from RefSeq and is a predicted model, not a curated record. Gene Ontology annotation, cellular component: apical part of cell. The transcript has 3 exons. Gene Ontology annotation, biological process: protein secretion; negative regulation of protein ubiquitination. The coding region runs from base 163 to 363 and encodes 66 amino acids.
UCGAACGAAAGCUUCGAACUCGGGUUUAUUUAUCGGUGACACCCAGGGAACAGCUGUUGGAUCGGCUAACAGCUACAGCCAACAUACCGGCUAACCUUACGUUUAUCAACAUUAUAUCUCUACAUAUAUAGUUACUCUACAGGUAGCUUGGAGACUGUUGCCAUGGAGCCUGCCUGCCGUAAAGACAAGCAGAAGCUGAACUCCACCCCGACCAGAGGAGACCGAGCCAAGCAGAAGUCUGCUCAGCAAGAGCUCAAACAGCGGCAGAGAGCAGAGAUUUAUGCCCUGAACAAAGUGAUGACGGAGUUGGAACAGCAGCAGUUUGAGGCCUUUUGUAAACAGAUGCAGACACAAGGAGAAUGAGGCCUUAUACUCUUCAUGUGGACCAGGAGCUGUUACCAUGCAAAACUACCAUACUAAUGUCAUACAAUCACACACAUUAAUGUUCAAUUAGACAAUCUUUGACCUCCUACUAACUCAAAUUCUUGAUUUUGUAACUUGGAUACGCCAGAGAGUAUUAGUAUAAUCAACCGAUCCGAUUGUAGAAGGUGUUGUAGGUAAAUGUGUCCAAAAAAAACCUCAAAUGUCCACAACAUUUCCUUUGCUUGAAUAUCAACGUAUCUUAAAUGUAUCUACUGAGCGUCCUUUUUGAUCAAUACUUCUGAUUUACAUGCUUUGAGAUUUUGAAGUAGAGCAGAUUAAACACAGAGUAGCUGUAAGUGAAUUUACCCAGAUGCAAACGUUAUGAAGCGGGUUAGCGAUCCUUUAGUUGAAAAGCACACCUGAAAACGAGCUUUGGUAUCAGCCGUCAAUCACUAGAGGUGAUCCUCAUUUGGAAAUGCUUCAUAAGCUUCUUGAAAUAACAGUUUUCCCCUGAGAAACAUCCAAUGUGCUUCGGACUCCCAACAGCAGAACAAGACGUUGUUAGGGAAAUGUAAACAUUGUUUAAUGUAGCUUUAAAAUACACGGUGCCCUUACUAUGCCAGUGUUAAUGGUGCUCACUUUGAAUCACUUUCUGUGAAUGACCUUGUAUGCAGAGCCAAGUGGCCUGUACAUGUUGGGCUAUUUAUGUCUGAUGACUGAAAUGUGUAUAUUACAGACUGUAUGUCUUCCACCUUCAAUUGACUUUGGAUUGAAUGAGAAUAAAAGUUUUUUUUUUAAACCUGUGUUUCUAUUUUAUUCUGUAUAUUAUUAUCCAUAUACUAAAGCACGACAGAAGCUAAUGUUUGUGGCUGCAUGUCAUAUCCUAUAUGUAUGUAUAACUGGGCCCUGGUCUUCACAUGCAGUUUCUACUUAUUCAGGCAAAUAUAAUCCUGUUGACUCACAUUCUGCUGUGUGAGUUUUGAACGCAGUUUGGAAGUUAAUUCUGCAUGCUGUUAUCUCAACUGAAAAUCUUGCUAAUCUUUUAUACAUCAGAGCAUUUUCUUGGGUUCACAAAAUCCAUACCGCAGAACACACAACUACAUUUUAGGGUCACACUUGGUAUAAAUCAAGUAGUCAUAUGCUAUUUUGAAAAAGCCCCUCAUUCUAUUUCUGCAUUGUUCAACACACUUUUGUAUACCUUAGUCAAAUGUUAAAUUCAUUAAUAUUAUUUGCUAAGGAGUAUAUCAACAGUAUUACUUAAGUAGAGUCAAAGUAUUUCUCCACCACAUAUUUUAAUGUUGCGGCUGAGCUAACCGGAGCUAGUUUAUCUACUUUAGAGGAAGUCAGGUAGUUCAGUCUGGUUAUAAACAACCUUUUACGCACUCAAGCUUAAUAAUUGAGUUCAAGUUGAGGUACUUGGACAUUAAUUGAGCAUACAAGAUUUCCCUCUAGCAAAAUAAAAUGGAGAUCCUCAAGUACAUGUAUAUAGAAAUUGUAUUAAGGAUAGUACUUGAGUAUGAACGUAUCCCUACUUUACAUUUCAUUUAGCUGACGCUUUUAUUCAAAGCAUCUUAGAAUAAGUGCAAAAACUACUAUUACUGCUGCUGUUUGCAAGAAAGAAACAACAAGGAAUAGCAGUCUUCAUUUCCUCAGCCCCACAUUUUGAAACGUCCAAGGUCCGUUUUAUUAUAAUUGAGGACAAACCGUGACCACACGUCAAUCAAUACAUCUACAGUCAAAAUGCAAUCAUUAUUGGGACGAACAAAAGGGACUCUUAGUGGAAAACAUCUUAAAA